GCGACGAGGUGAUUUUGGGACUCCGCCACCAGCAUCGCUUGUUCUCCUCCCCAAUCGCAGUCGUCGGGUCGGUGAGAGUGGAAGCCUGGCGUCGGGUCAGUCGUCUGGCCAAAUGAGCGCGUCCUACUAUCGCGAGCAGACCCACUUCUACCCGAGCGUUCAUACCACCGUCUCCAACAAUGUCGUACUACCCGAUGACCACACACAGGCCGACAUCGUUGCGCAAGACAGCCCACCGUCGCACCCAGCCGGCCCACCGCGAUACUGCACCGUGAAGGGAUGCACGGUCAUUUUGUUGUCGGACUACCUGCAUAAGAUGUGCGAAGCCUGCAGAGGUCGCCAUCGCGUCUAUGCCAUGACGAAACGCGCGAAGCGCAAGAUGGAGAAGGCAGCGUUAGGAUCGCAUGGCGGACAACCCGUCAUAUGGAUGCCACAAGACGACGCGAUCGAGGACGAGGACGACGAAGGAGAGGCUCCUCAAUCCUCACAGUCUGUCGAGGCCGAAGAACGUGCUGAAACCGCGGAGACCUUCCGCUUUCCCCCCGAAUCAUGGGAUCACAAUGCCAUCGACCCGACGUUGUUCUCGCAGGAGUCUGCGCUUGCUGGCGCACUGACUCUUCCGGGGUCGUCAAACCAUUCCUUGCGAACUCGUAACAUUGCCCGACAACAAGAAGCAUUAGCCGAUGCGGCUUUGAACUCCCCAUACGCCCCGCUUGCGGAUAACCCGACUUCCAUGAAUCUUCAGACCGGCAUGCAGCUCCCUCUAGCGUCGUUGAGCCCAGCUAUUUUUGAUCGCCCGUCUGACGGACGAGAUGAAUCUGCCCCUCCUCGAAUCUGUUCCAUCAAAGGCUGCAAGGCCCACGUGCCCGGGAACUCUUUUUUCAAGAUGUGUGAGCCAUGCAGAGACCGAUAUCGCAACUAUGGCAUCACCAAACGCGCCAAAUGGAAGCAGGAGAAGGAGGUCGCGGUCGCCGAGCUACAGAAAGUACACGGAGAGGAGGACGAUCGCCCAGCGGAGGCAGGAUUGUCCAUGUCGCCGCUGCUCAAGUCGACCGAGCCCGAAUGGCACGAGUGGCAAACUGACGGGACAACCCGCAUGCAGACGCCCCAAAGCGCGGACGGCGGCGCGGGCCCGAGUGCGCCCCGCCCCGCCCGGAUGUGCACCGUCUCGCACUGUCGCGAGAUUCUCCCGAGCGACUACCAUUUCCUGCGGUGCGACCGGCACCGUCUGCAGAACAGGCACCACAGCAAGCUCAAGCGCGUGCGCGACAAGGAGGUCAAGGUCGCGGCGUUCAACCACUGGAUGGCCUCCGUCGGUCACACCAACGGCAGCGAGCCUCCGCCGGCGCUCGUGCCCGACGACGGGUCCGACUCGGAGGAGGAGCACGGUCCCUCGUAUGAUAAUGAGGGCACGCCCGGGACUGGGAUACCCGCAACUGGCCUCCCGCCCGCUGCACGCGGCAUGCGGCGGACGAACCAUGUUUGCUCUAUCAAAGUGUGCUUCAAUCUGCUCGCACCGACGAAUCCCUGGCGGAUGUGCGAUGCGUGCCGGGCGAGGGACCGAGCGCAUCGAAGGGAAAAGGCACUGAGGGAUAGUGGGGUUAUUACGACGCCGCCACCACGGGCGCCUCGGAGAUCAAGGACUGCUGAUGGAGUUGAUCAGGAGCAGGCCGGAGGUGACGGAGCAGCUGGCGACCUACCGAAGAAGAAAAAGAAGAAAAAGAAAAAGAAAAAGGCGGUCGAAGAAGCUCCCGCCGAGUCGCAGCCAGGCGGAUCGGAUCCUGCAAGUACGACGGUGCAGCAAGCGCCGGAUGUAGAGGUGUCGGGCGAGCCGCAAGCGCCAGGUUUGGUGUUCAUGGCACCUCUGUUGCCUCCUCAGUCGUCAUCUGCAGCAGUCACUGAACAAGCCCCUCCGUCAGAGAUACCCGCAGAUCCAACACUACCCGCGAACUCAACACCGCUUGCCGAGGUACUACCAACAACAGAUGUACCUCCACCUGCGAGUUCACAUCCAAUGGCUGAGCCGAUCGCAGCCCCUUUCCAGAUCGUCUCGGCUGAAGAGAUCGUCUCGAGGACUACACAAGCAGAGGCUACCGCGGCUGCACCCAAGAAGAAGCGGAAGGUGCACAAGAGCGCUGCAAGUGGCAUGCCCUCUGCUCCCGGGCACGUCAACGCUGAGGCGUCGUCAAGCACCUCUGGCGUUCCUGCUGCACCGUUACCCCCGCCGCCUAUCCAACCUGCCCCUCCGGCUGCCCACGAACCACUUCCGUUCCCCCCUCCGCCUCCAUUCCCUAUCGACGCACCCCCGCAUGGGUACCCCCAGUACUACGCACAGCCGUACGGCAUGCAACCGUACGGCGCCCAGCCUCCCCCAUACCCAUAUAGCCACUAUGGUCCGCAUUACCAGUACCCUCCACCGCCCUACGCGUAUCAAUCGCCAUACCCUGCGUACCCGCAGCCCUACCCAUACGCACCCUUGCCACCUUAUGGCCAACAACCUUACGGACCUCCACCGUACUCUGUGGCCGGGCCUCCGCCGCCGGUUCCCCCACCACCACAAGGAACAUACUCGGUCUCGUCGGACUUCGUGUCGCGCACGGACUACGCGGCAGCGUCGCAGAGCGUCCACCAGCAGGGUGGGACGUCGUACGGGGGCCCGGCGGGCACCGCACCGCACUACGCAACGUUCUCCGCGAAGACCGGUGAGCCGCACAACAGGGUGUCGUCUGUGCCAUCGGUGUUGCGGCGGAAGCGCCCCCUAGAGGGAGAGGGCAUGUUCUAUGCGGGCAAACAACCGGCGGCGAGUGCCAGUAGCUCAACUGAGCAGGGAGCUGCUCCGCCGGUGCCUGAGCGUCCUGCGGCUUCGGCUGCGCCUGAAAGCGAUCCUCAUCCCGAGGUCAUCGCUAGUGCGUCGAACAGUGGAAGUGGCCCAAUUGAUGAUGCAAUGACCCAAGUGGUGUGUGGCAACCAGAAGUGUCGGCGCCCGCUCUCUGCGACCCACCAUGGCGGCCUUUGUGCGCGCUGCAGGGAGCGUCUGAAGAAGCGCUCGGAGAAGGCGAAGCAUCGGUUCAGGCUCGAGCCGCGCAGACUCGUUGGCAAGGCCGGUGCGACUGCUGACGAUCGUGGCUCUGUCGAGAGCAGCGAGCAGCAUGUGCACGUCACUGAAUUAGGAGCCGCGUUGGCUGCGUGAUGUAGGCAACUGCAUUUUCAUUGCGACCAAGUCGCACAGUCGCUGUAUGGCUGUAUGACCUUUCUCAUGUAAGCGGCUUCGCUGUUUGUUGUAGCAUUUGGACCGAAAUGCAUGUGAGACCCCUUAGCUGUUAUAUAAUACAGUCUCGUUAACCCAGUCAUGACUUAACUUACUUGCAUGUAUGAGGAAGUUUCCGUUUUCGGUCGGGAAUUGGGAUCGACGCUGACGUCAUGGCGACGUAUCCAGAAAAGGAAGUUCAACUGAUGGACCCAU
Molecule: messenger RNA, 3463 nt
Organism: Rhodofomes roseus
Lineage: Eukaryota; Fungi; Basidiomycota; Agaricomycetes; Polyporales; Fomitopsidaceae
Exons: 5
Coding region: 113-3190 (1025 amino acids)
Source: RefSeq, a predicted model, not a curated record